Zeugodacus cucurbitae (melon fly) is the source of this 1773-nucleotide messenger RNA. RefSeq lists its product as uncharacterized. The transcript has 5 exons. The record is from RefSeq and is a predicted model, not a curated record. Lineage: Eukaryota; Metazoa; Arthropoda; Insecta; Diptera; Tephritidae. The coding region runs from base 222 to 1574 and encodes 450 amino acids.
CGCGGUCGAGUUUUGUGCAAUUUCCACCCAAUGCUUAAGCAGUACGGAUUGGCGAAAUUAACAUUUUGCAUUUCUUAACACAACAACAACGACGACGUGUAAGGAGUGUACGCAUUUGCACAUCAAGCACAUAAUUUAUAAAUUUAUUUAUAAAAAGAAAGUGUGCCACUGCGUUUGUUAUAAAGUUAACUUUUUGCUUCACGUCACAGUAACGCAAGGCAAUGCACUCAAAUGGUAGCUUAUUGUCCUUGCACACGCGUUAUUUCGCAUGUGUUUUGUUAUUGUUGUGCUGCACUGCGGUUAAUGCCUACGAGGAAAACGACAAAUUUUGCAUACGCACUCAACCAAUGCUGCUGGCAGACAUUGAGAAGCAUAUAAAUCCUAUAGAUGACGAUCCUAAUUGCAAAGUGCUGGCCACAACGCUCACCACGAAGGAGAAGGACAGUUUCACGGAGACCAUGUGCAAGGAUCAUGGCACAUCAUAUAAGGAUACUUACUAUUACUUUAAAUUACGCAAUGGUGAACUGAGAGGUCGCGGUUCGCACAAGGACAUUUGCAAUGGUGUGAAAAAUCCAUUGCUUGCUUGGGUGCCAUACAAUAUGGUGCUGGAGCAUUUCGCACAAGAAUUGAAUCCGAAAGAGCAACUCAGUUAUAUUGGCAAGGCCACUGAUAUGGAGCGUGCAAAAACCGAACUCUGUCACUUCAGCCACACCGAUCUUGUGACAAAUAUUACAUCUGACCUCUUUGCCUGCAUUGUAAUGAUUUUCGAGGAUAACUUUUAUGGCCAAGAUGCCAAUAUCAAUGUACUUGUCGAAAUUGAGCCACUCAUGUACGAGUUGCGCAAUAUCACCUAUUUGCCCUGGGUCAAUGUGUCGACCAGCUACAAAACGCUGCUCGAUCGCACCACACUACAAAAUCCGAAUAGCGAGGCGAAGCAAAUUUAUGGUAGCGUGAAAUAUGGCUAUGUAGAGAAGGUGCAUGUUAAUGUGAGCACUAUAUACAAUAAGAAUUUGGAUAAUUUACCGUUAUUGUUCGAGCAUGCUGGAGCUGUAUUGGAAUUAAAUGAUUUGGGUGUUGGCGGUGUGGAUGUGACGUCGAAAACUUAUUUCGGUCGUUACAUGGAUGCACGCACUUCAGUCAAGGUGGAGGUGAUCGGUCAGUGGGCCGAACACCAUCAACAAUUCAAUGCUGAUGUCUACGACUACUAUGCUUACGGCAUAAAACGUUAUCGCAAUGAAAUCCAUCGCGGUGAGGUUACAUUUACGCGUAUUGAAAGCGCCGAACCAGUUUAUGAAACACCGGAUUCCACACUUCUCACCGCGAUUACACUACACUCAGGGGAAGAAAAGAAGUUCGAACGUUUGGAAAUGGCUGAGACGGAAAAUUUUACAAAAACAACCGAUUGGGAUAUUGAUUAUUACAAUUCGCAUCCCUAUCCGGGUUUCUAUCCAUGGUUUGUGGCUGGCAGCAUUGCAGUUGCAGUGGUGCUAUUGGCGGUGGUGUUUAACAUGGUGCGCAUAUGGAGCAAAAAAGAGGAGAAGAAACUUUAUAAACUCGCAGCGUCCACUGCAUAAUUUUUAAAGGCGUGAGCGAGUAGCAUAAAAUAGAGGGAGUUAAUGUAUGCGUGGAGCGCAACGAAAUUUUUACCGUUAUUCAAUUAGUCUUAACGAAGUUACAAUACAUUCCAGUGAAUUUGAUAUAUUUACUGUAUUUCGUUACAUUCAACAUAACCUAUUUUUCUAUAGCAAUAAACUUUAACUACGUAGAUCAGCA